Leptosia nina is the source of this 2616-nucleotide messenger RNA. NCBI's taxonomy places the organism in Eukaryota, Metazoa, Arthropoda, Insecta, Lepidoptera, Pieridae. The record is from the annotation of a GenBank genome assembly.
AUGGAUAAUUCUAAUAGCAAUGUUCCGGGGCUUUUAAAUAAAUUAUGUGAAAGAUUGACAUCCAAACAAGAAUCAGUCAAAUCAGCUGAAGCUUAUGAAUUGGCACUAUCUUAUAUGACAUCAAUAAAUGAGCGACCUUUAGCUGAAGAAAAAAUACUUUGUCAAAAGAUUCAUUCUCAUCUGAGUAAUAUAUCUAGCAAGGAUGCAGAUAAGUUUAAUGAGUGCUUUUCUAAGCUUAAAAAUGCUUUUGUUCUCAAUCAGCCAGUAGCCGUUUUGUCCCUUUUAUUGGCCCUAUCAGAAUCACCUCAAGCAUCUAAUUCAACACAGCAGCUCUUUCCACUACCAAAUCUCAAUGUUGAUAGUUCAGCAGUGGGAUUUACUGGAACAGCAAGCUCGAGCAAGAGUACAGUGGGCACAAGUUGGGGUUUAAAUACUCCAAAACAACAAGCCUCUAGUCAGAGCCUUCCAUCUAACCAUAGUAAUAUGGCUAUUAUGACUGAAUCUUGCAAUCAUGUUAACGAAAAUGCUUGCGUAAGAGAUGCAGUGCUAGCUGCAACAGGUGUCAAGCCGAAACCUUCAUGCACCUUGUCCAGGCCUGUCCAAAUUCUAUAUUCCAGAAUAGCACAUUUGGGCUUUCUUCACGAUAAACUUAAGGAAUUCAUUGAUCCUACAUCAGUGUUCACUCCCCGAGGUCUAAUGGUUGAAGGCUUGGUGGCCGCAGUACGUGAUGAACUAACAGAAUAUUAUCGAAGUGUUGCGUUACUUCAAUCACAGGUUUGUGAAAAUGACUGCAGUGGCGGUACACUUCGUCGCGUAUGUGUUUGGGCCCAGGAUCCACUGCAUAGGUUGACGUGGCUGGCGACUAUUGUACACAGUGUACAAGAUAAGAGAGGUGGUGCAUUAGCAUCUUGCGUACAUAGGUUUGUUCAUCACGGUGAUGAACGGAUAGCGGCGCUGGCGCGAAGAUUGCUGACUGCCCUCACCUACCCUCUGCUGCUAAUGCUAACACGCUGGCUGCUACACGGUGAAAUCGACGAUCCAUAUGGCGAAUUUCUUAUUGAGAAAAGAAAUAAAGUGUCAAUCGACAGAAUGUGGCACGACAAGUACCGAGUUAGAGACUGGAUGAUACCGUCUUUCAUGAGCCGUGAGCAAGCAGCGCAGAUUCUAGCAACUGGCAAGAGUGUGGUGUUCAUGCGGAAAGCAUGUGCCAACCUCCCGGAACAGGGUGAGCCGGGUUCAGAGUCUGACCAUGCGCUACACCUGCAGACGUUGCUCGCAGCCCACACUAGGAAUGGUGCAAGUGGGGGCGGCAUGGAAGAGGAGUCAACGGGUCCAGCGUGGUGGGAGGCAGAGGGAUUGCGUGAGGGUUUGGAGAUGGCGCACGCGGUCGCCUCUCAGCGUCUCUUAGCCGCCCUGACCACGCACCACCAUCUCCUGGAUCAUCUUGCAGCGCACCGACGCUAUCUGCUGCUAGCCCAGGGAGACUUCGUACACCAUCUUAUGACACUGUUGCAGGAUGAACUGAGUAAACCGGCAACGUCGCUGUACGUCCACAACUUGACUUGCACCCUGGAAGCGGCUGUCCGAGCGACCAAUGCCCAGUACGAACCACCGCACGUACUCGCUCGCUUACAUGUCAACCUCUAUCCUAACUGUGACGGUCGCGAAGACAGCGGUUGGGACGUGUUCGCGUUGCAGUAUCGGGUGGACGGACCCCUCGGUACAUUGUUCCCAGCAACAUGUGCAGCGCAAUAUCGCUCUCUAUUCACCCAGUUGUGGCGGGUCAAACGCAUCGAGUAUGCUCUUCAUGACGCCUGGCGCGACCACACCAUCCUCCAGAAGCGACUCAAGGGCAUGCCCGAGGUGUGGAGCCUAAUGCGUCGGGUGUCGUGUCUGAGGGCGGAGGCGCUCCGCUUAUGCGGCGCCUUGCAAGACGCGAGCUGCGAAGGCGCCGAGCCUGCCUGGGCCGAUCUAUUGGCGGCUGCAGCCGAGGGGCACCACCUCGAUAAACUUCUCCAACUACAUCAUAACGCCCUCGACAGGCAUUCUAUACACGCUAUGAUUCAUCACACCACACAGGGAAGGGCCCGCUCUAUCCUUGCGAACAAUCUUGUACCACCUUUGGGCACAAAUCUCUGUGUAGAAAUAAAUGAGUUGCAAUCGUACCUUGGGAACGUUCUGAAUGAGACUCUGGCGUUACGGAGUUUUGAGACUACCCUCCACACCGGGAUAAACGCUGAGCUGGAGCGGCGAGAGCGCUACGAAGCCUUGAAGAUCGAACGAGCUGCUAGACAUGAAUAUGCCAUCACAGCAGCCGAUGAAGUCCAGGACAAAGAGAGACGAAAGAUAUUCAACCAGUUUCUCGCGAGCAGGAAAGCCGAUCUCAAUGUUUGGGCGCGGACAUACAGAGGCCACGUAACAACGCUGAUACUGAAGCUCGCUCUCCACACGGAGGUUUCCCUGCAGACGCUGGCGUUCCGUCUUGAUUACAGCGACUUCUACAAACGCGGCGACGCGAAGUUACACGAACCUUUAACAUAUCAGCACAAACGACUGAGCGAAAUGGGACUUCAUCUUGCUAAGACCAAACUUCUGGACCACAUGAAGAAAAAGUGA